Molecule: messenger RNA, 600 nt
Organism: Capronia epimyces CBS 606.96
Lineage: Eukaryota; Fungi; Ascomycota; Eurotiomycetes; Chaetothyriales; Herpotrichiellaceae
Exons: 3
Coding region: 1-600 (199 amino acids)
Source: RefSeq, a predicted model, not a curated record
AUGUUCUUCCAAUCCACUCUUGCUGCCGCUCUCGCCGCUCUGGCUGUUCUUUCGCCGGCGGCCUCUGCUCAACCUCUCGAGAGCCGAAAGACCGACACUGGCGUGACCACCUUCAAAUCCCCCAGCGUCAAGCCGUUUCUCCACCUCAAUAUCAUUGCGGACCUGCCCAGCAACGCCAGCACCCUGUACGGAAUCACUGCCAGAGCCCCAAAUAUGGGAGGCAACUUCACCGGAGCUAUUGAGGGCAAGAUCCUCCCGCUGGGUGCUGCGAUCGAAACCAUCCCGACCGGUACGAAUGGAACGACUAGUUUCUACACCAACACUUGGUCCCUCAACACCACCUCCGGAACCGGCAUCCUUCUAGACGCCACCGCCACCAUCCACUACGCCAAUAACGCCCUGCACGGCUUCGGAAGCAUGUCGUUCCGCACCGACGACAAGAACCUCAUCGAGCUGAAUUACGGCAGCUACGUCGCCGAGUUCGAGGGCAACUUCAACACGGGAGAGGCCGUCGUCGAUGUAUUUGACCUCGCCAGCAACGGCAGGAGAGACGGCCAGAAGGUGCUGGCGCUGUUGCCGCCCGGUGGAGGGUCUGCUUGA